Molecule: messenger RNA, 2812 nt
Organism: Sinocyclocheilus grahami
Lineage: Eukaryota; Metazoa; Chordata; Actinopteri; Cypriniformes; Cyprinidae
Product: vacuolar protein sorting-associated protein 54-like
Exons: 22
Coding region: 41-2812 (923 amino acids)
Biological process (GO): retrograde transport, endosome to Golgi; Golgi to vacuole transport
Cellular component (GO): GARP complex
Molecular function (GO): syntaxin binding
Source: RefSeq, a predicted model, not a curated record
UUAUAUAACAGUCAGCCUCGUAUGUGAGGGAUCCGCAGUGAUGUCCUCUAAUCAGGGCUCGUCUCCGAUCCCUCAGUCCAGCGGCGGCACCAGCGAUGGGCUCUUCCGGAAGCCCAGGGACCCUUCGAUGGCCCCCAGACACUAUCGAACGGCGCGCUCCUUACCGGACGUCUGCCCUAAAGAGCCCACCGGCGAGGGUCGUGGUCUCUGUGACGGGCCGUCCGUUGUGGCCGACCAGCACCGCUGGACUGUGUAUAACUCUAAAGUGAACCUCCCCGCGGCCCUAAAUGACCCCAGGCUGACCAAGAGAGAGUCGGACUUCUUCACUAAGACGUGGGGCCUGGACUUCACCGAGACCGACGUCAUGCCUUCAUUCUACCUGCCCAACAUCAACCGAGAACACUUCAGCUCCUACCUGCAGGAGACGGCUCAGAGGGAGAAGAUUCACGAGCGCUGUAAGAACAUUUGCCUGAACAAAGACGAUCUGUCAGUGCCCACCAUCACGAAUAAUCACGAUAAAGCCAGAGCUGAACUGGAGCAGGUGCCCAAGAUGUUCAUGAAGCCUGAGUUUGUGUUGAAUGAUCCAGCCACGUUUAACGCUGUGUUGCCGUGGUCGCACUUCAGCGUAGCCGGGGGCAAGAACAGCAGAGAUGUUGCGUCGUCACGGUUACUACAGGAAAAGUUGAGUCACUAUCUGGAUGUGGUGGAGGUGAGCAUCGCUCGGCAGAUCUCUCUCCGCUCCGAGGCUUUUUUCCAUGCCAUGUCAUCGCAGCACGAGCUCCAGGACCGUCUGCGAGAAACGGCCGACGCUGUGGCCAAGCUCCGCGCGCGCACCGCCGCCAUCGACCGUGUGAUGUGCCGAGGGCCGCUCCGAGCACUGCGCAAUGCUCUGACCCGCAACAACUGCAUUAAGCUACACAACAAACUCAAGCUGAUGGCCGCCGUGCACCAGACGCAGCCCACGGUGCAGCUGCUCCUCUCCACCUCAGAGUUCGUGGGGGCGCUGGAGCUCAUCGCCACCACCAAAGAAGUGCUGCAGCAGGAACUGCAGGGGAUUCACAGCUUCAGACACUUGGCUUCUCAGCUCUGUGAGAUGGAGAGGUUGAUUGAUAAGAUGAUGGUGGCUGAUUUCUCCACGUACACUCAGAGUGAUCUCAAUCGAGCCUUUGAGGAGGACAGUCAGGUCCUGGAGAAGGAUCGCUUGCAGUCUCUGGUCUUUGGCCUGUUGAGACAGAGGAAGCUGGAUUUCCUGGACAUCUACAGCGAGGAGAUGAUCCGAGCCGCCAAGAACAUCGUUCGACAGUGUGUUGUGAAGUCUGUGUUGCAGAUCAGUGAGAUCGAUGCAGACACUGUCAAAUUACACGAGCAGAUGCGCUUGAUGACGUUUCAUCAGUGGUUUGAUCUGCUGCUGGAUAUUUUUGAACACUUCAUCCUGUUCCUCAAGAGGAUCAAGGCUACGCUCAGCGUCAUCCGCAACGUGGUGCUGGAGGUGCUAGACAGCAGCCAGAGGAGUCGGCUAGCAGACGUUUCCUCGGCAACCAAUCAUUCUGAUGGCAGGACCAAGGAGGAUGAAGAGGAGGAGGAGUCUGGAGGCCCCGCCCUUCAUUCAGGAGAGGCGGAGCUCGCGUAUCUCACUCACGAGGGGCUGUUCAUCAGCGAUGCGCUGAAUGAAGCGGAGCAGCGAAGUAACGCGACAGCACAUGCGCAGCUGAGAGCGCAGACGCACACGGAGACCUGCGGGAGCGACUCGGCCUCCGCAACCACCGAAUCUUCCUCCAGCAGGGAACACAACUCCAACACUACCUCCUCCCUGCCCAUAGGGGGCGCUGCUGUGAUUCUGGUUGUGCAGGACGGCUCUCUGGAGCGCUUGAGCUCAUCAGAGUUUGUGUGUUUGAGUCAAGCGGUGGAGUCGUUCGCCAGAGACACCGAGGAGCUGUGUGGCCGGCGCAGCAUGAGCCUAAGGGGGGCGCUGCAGAGUCAGGCCAACCGCUUCGUGCAGCGCUUCCACGAGGAGCGCAAGACUAAACUCAGUCUGCUGCUGGAUAAUGAGCGGUGGAAGCAGGCCGAGGUCCCGGCUGAGUUUCAGGAUCUGGUCGACUCCAUCGCUGAUGGACGCAUCACACUGCCUGAGCGCAGACCCACAGGGUCUGAGGACAGGAAGCCCAGUGAGUUUCUGUGCGUCGACGGGCAGAAGUACGCUGUGGUCGGGACGGUGCUGCUGCUGAUCCGGAUGUUUCUGGAGUACUGCCAGUGUGUGAAUGACAUUCCCUCCAUCACCACUGACAUCCUCACGCGCCUCGCCGACCUGCUCAAGCACUUCAAUUCUCGCAGCUGUCAGCUGGUGCUGGGGGCGGGAGCUCUGCAGGUGGUCGGCCUGAAAACCAUCACCACCAGAAACCUGGCUCUUGCGUCUCGCUGUCUUCAGCUGGUGCUUCACUACAUCCCUGUGAUCAGAGCACACUUUGAGACCAGACUGCAGCCCAGACAGUACAGCAUACUGAGACACUUCGACCACAUCACCAAGGACUAUAACGAUCACAUCGCAGAGAUCUCUGCCAAACUUGUGGCCAUCAUGGACAGUAUGUUUGAGAAGGCUCUGUCUAAGUAUGAGGUGAAGGCGCCGAUGCCGUCUGCGUGUUUGCGUAACGUGUGUAAACAGAUGGCCAAAAUGCACGAGGCCAUUUAUGAGCUGUUACCGGAGGAGCAGACGCAGAUGCUGUUCCUCAGGAUAAACGCCAGCUUUAAGCUGGAUCUGAAGAGACAGUUAGCGCGGCUGGGAGUCGUCAAUGAUGGCGGACCUCAGUAUGGGUGA